UGUAGUGCCAAUGGUCGAACUCUUUUUGACCUUCUCUUUUUUUCCCUUUCAGAUCGGCGGCCUGACAACCAAGCAAGACAUUUGGACUGUUUAUCAGAUGACAAUGACUUUAAAGAAUAAUAGUAAUUAUUAUUGUUGUACUUCCUAUUCCGGUUUGUGUACAGUUAAUCUCUUUUUGUUUGAAUUACCUGAAUUUUGGACUCUUGCCAAUUACAAGCUGCCGAGUGCACGUUGUGUUUUGCCCUGACUUAUCUCGUGCGCUGUGAUCACUGUGACGCGUGCUGCCAUCGUUAUCAGUUCUUCCCUGCGUUUUUCAGCCAUUGACGAUCUUUUGUGCCCCCUGGAUUAUUGUGCAUUACAUAAUUGGUGACAGAGGUGGGAUAUCGUCAUGGCCUCCCGCGCAACUAAACCGAAGAACGAGGAACACGGUGUUUCUGCUGCACAUCCGUCAAAUUGUGGACAGCCACCGUUGGAACUGGGCCUUUGGCAGCUGUCUCUCCGUCCCCCACCGGUUUUUGAUGUUGACACUAACCUAUGCAACUGGCGGCGACGGGUAGAAAUGUCUCUAUCUUGCGUUCCCGAAGAACACAAAUCGUCGGUUAUCAUGAAUUCACUCAGUGAUCGAGUGCAGGAAAUUUUGUUAUCGACUGACAUUCGCCCUGAUGCCUCUGUCGCAGAAAUCUGGAAUCAACUGGAGGCCCUUUUUCCAGACAAGGAGCACUGGUCGGCUACUCGAUCCAUAUUCUGGAAGAGGUUUCGGCGAGAAGCAGAGUCGGCCGAUGCCUUUUUGUGGGACCUUCGGGUGCUAUCGACCAAGGCAUUUCCAGGGAAAUCAGUAACAGAAAGAGAGGCCUUCAUCUUAGAGCGGUUUAUUGAAGGCAUCAACGACGAUCGCACUUCGGAGCGUUUUAUACGAGAGCCGCCGAGAGACUUAGCGACCGCGGCGCGGCUUGCGCGCGAAGAAGAGGUGAUCCGCGAUAGGCGUCCGAAGGUCGACAAGCUGAUGGCUAUUAAUUGUGUGCCGCCGACGAUGAACCGGACUGAACCGCCCCACAGCCUAAGCUCACCUACUUGCCGUCGUUAUUGUCCCAAGUGCCAGAAUUCGCCCCAUGAGAAGUCAGUACGACGCCCCCGCAAUUUCCGAAGGCGCGAACAAUCACCGGGAGUACGAUUCAUUGACGGUGAGUCAGAACUUCCUUGUGUACCUUUGGUGUCUUCUAAGUUCUGUGAAUCCCCAACUGUUGUUGUAGUAAUCAAUGCUCAGCGAUUGCAUGCCCUCAUUGACACCGGUGCAGCGUGUAGCCUUUUAAAAUCCUGUUUCUUGUCCCCCACAGUAGUCACUAGUCCCGGGCGUCAGAUCAGAGUGGCAAAUGGGAUGGUUCUGCUUACUCAUGGGGUUGCUUCCGUAGAUUUGCUGGUCGGUCAAGAGCUUCUUUCUCAUGAGUUUUACAUAGCUGAUCAAAUUCCAUGGGACGCGAUACUGGGGGUUGACUUCUUAAGUCGGUAUGCAUGCGUCAUCGAUCUAACCUCCGGAGUUUUGACCUUGCGUGGCAAGCUGCUCCCUCUAAACUUCAAACCUAAUAAUGGUCAUGUGAAAAAGUUUUGUACUCUGGGUGCUAGCACCGUGGAUGUUGAAGGUGAGAUAUCGGAAUUGCUUUCGUCUGUUAGCCCUACUGUCGACGGUGAUGCUCGGAAACGCCUGGAGAAUUUACUGCGUUCACACAAGCACGCGUUCGCGUGGAAAGGUACAUCUUUGGGUAGAACGAGCGUACUUAAACAUCGGAUUGAAACAGGGGAUGCUCCACCAAUACGGCAAGGGCCCAGGCGUGUCCCACCCCUGUAUAGACAGGAAUUACAGAAAGUGGUGGAUCAGAUGUUAAAAGAUAAUAUCAUACGUCCUUCGCGAUCCCCCUGGGCUGCCCCUAUUGUAUUAGUCAAAAAGAAAGAUGGAACACUGCGCAUCUGUGUAGACUAUAGGAAACUUAAUGAUGUUACCCGGAAAGAUUCUUUCCCUCUACCUCGGAUUGAUGACACUCUGGAAUCAUUGCAUGGCGCCACCUGGUUCUCUACUUUGGAUCUCGCCUCAGGUUAUUGGCAAGUCGAAGUACACCCUAUGGACAUUGAGAAAACUGCCUUCGUUAUACCCACUGGGCUAUAUGAGUUCCAGACCAUGCCGUUUGGGUUGGCAAAUGCACCAGCGACUUUCCAGCGACUGAUGCACAUUGUACUCAGAGAUCUGCAGCCAAGCAAAUGUCUUGUAUACCUGGAUGAUGUCAUAGUUCAUGGACGUACGCUCGAUGAACAUCUCACUAAUCUAGAAACAGUGCUGCAGUGCCUUAGUUCCGCAGGAUUGAAGUUGAAGCCGUCUAAGUGUGACUUGCUGAAGAGAGAGGUUAAAUAUCUAGGCCACGUGAUCAGCGAUUGUGGGAUCCGGAGCGAUCCGUCGAAAGUACAGGAUAUCAUAAGUUGGCCUAUUCCCGAGUCCGUUGAAGAGGUUCGGAGCUUUUUGGGUCUGGCUUCUUACUACAGACGCUUCGUGAAGAACUAUGCGGAUAUGGCAGCACCAUUGCACCGACUCACGGAGAAGGGUCGGCCUUUCCACUGGAGCCCGCAAUGCCAGGAAUCUUUUGAUGAGUUACGUCAUGCUUUGGCCAGCACCCCAAUCCUUGUUUUCCCGGACGUGUCACCUCAAGCUGCCCCAUUCAUUUUGGACACUGAUGCUAGUGAGGUUGGUAUCGGAGCUGUGUUAUCACAGGUCUCUGGGGAUGGUAUGGAACGGGUUAUCGCUUACGCUAGCCGCAAGUUGACAAAACCAGAGCGAAACUAUUGCACUACUAGGAAAGAAAUGCUUGCCCUGGUCUCCUUCGUUAAACAUUUUCGACAUUUCCUGUUGGGUCGACACUUUAUAGUCCGCACUGAUCAUCAGGCGCUCCGGUGGUUGCGGGAAUUUCGCGAACCCGAAGGGCAAGUUGCGCGUUGGCAAGAACAACUGCAAGCCUUCGACUUUGAAUGUCAACAUCGUCCCGGGAAGCAACACAGAAAUGCAGACGCCCUGUCUCGCCGGCCGUCUAGGGCACAUGGGGAUUGUCCGUCGUGUUCAACCUCGAACGUUGCCGUUGUGUCUCUGAACCAUUCGGAUUCAACAGACUGGGCAUCAGCUCACAGUACAGACCCAGAGACCAAGUUGAUUUAUGAGCGCCUACGACAGGGGAGUGUGAAGCCUACGAAGGCAGAAAUGGCUGGAUCUAGCUGGGAAGCGCACUGCUUGUGGUCUCUGUGGUCGAAAAUUCGGCUAUUGGAUGGUGUCAUGUACUACCAGUUUGGUCCAAAUUACCCUAGCAGACUUAUCGUCCCACAGUCCAUGGUGCAACGGAUACUCGAACAGCUACAUAGGGAGUUGGGUCAUGCGGGACAACGGAAAAUGGAGCAAGCAGCAGGUUUGCGUUUUUGGUGGCCUCAACAGCGUCGAGAUAUUGCGAACUUCUGUAACGCCUGCCAUGAGUGCAUCCGCUUUAAGCAACCACAAACGAUGAACAGGGCCCCCUUACAGCCCAUGGUGAUUGGAUAUCCCAACGAAACCGUAGGUGUGGACGUCCUUGGACCCCUGCCUGAAACGCCACGAGGGAAUCGGUAUAUACUUGUUUUGGUCGAUUAUUUCACCAAAUGGUGUGAGGCAAUACCAACCCCGUACAUUGACGCCAGAUCCACAGCUCAGCUCGUGUUUGACCACUGGAUUUCACGGUGGGGGGCACCUGAGCAACUUCAUUCUGAUCGUGGUUCUAAUUUCGAAAGCUUGGUAGUGUCUGAACUCUGCCGAAUACUAGACAUUCGAAAGACUCGGACAACAGCCUACCAUCCCCAGGGCAAUGGCCAAGUAGAGCGCACGAAUCGAUCGCUGAAGGCUCUUUUAAAAGCGUUCACGGAGGAACACCGCAGUCGCGAUUGGGAUAUUGCACUUCCACGGUGCCUCCUGUCCUAUCGGUCCAGCGUUCACUCGUCUACUGAUAAUACUCCACACUUCAUGGUAACUGGGCGCGAAAUGAGAUUGCCAAUUGAUUUGACUGUGCCAACAGCGGCUGCUGAUUCGCUCCUUGCCACAGACUAUGCCGUUCGUUUACGUCGGGACCUGACCAAAGCUUAUUCGCUUGCGCGAGAGCACUUAGGAGCUGCCCGUCGAUGUCAAAAGGAUUACUAUGACCAGAAAGUGCACGGCUGUCCACUUCAACCUGGACAACAAGUCUACCUCCACACUCCGAAUCCAUCUCAGGGCGUUCCGGCGAAGCUGCACAAGGAGUGGUCCGGUCCAUUCGUGGUCGAGGAAGUGUAUACUGAUUCCACCUGUCGAAUUUACAGACAAGGUGAAAACACCGACCGUUCAAUUGUUGUCCAUUUCAAUCGUCUCAAACCGGCAACUCUCAGUACUCAUCCCAUUUCAUCGUCUCAGCGCCCGGUAACCGACACUGACCCACCAGAUGCGUUAACAGAAGUGGAAGUAACGACCACAGAGCCCCACGUAUCGAUUACUAGUUAGGGCGGCGAGGACGACGCCUCUCGAAGAGGGGGAUGAUGUAGUGCCAAUGGUCGAACUCUUUUUGACCUUCUCUUUUUUUCCCUUUCAGAUCGGCGGCCUGACAACCAAGCAAGACAUUUGGACUGUUUAUCAGAUGACAAUGACUUUAAAGAAUAAUAGUAAUUAUUAUUGUUGUACUUCCUAUUCCGGUUUGUGUACAGUUAAUCUCUUUUUGUUUGAAUUACCUGAAUUUUGGACUCUUGCCAAUUACAAGCUGCCGAGUGCACGUUGUGUUUUGCCCUGACUUAUCUCGUGCGCUGUGAUCACUGUGACGCGUGCUGCCAUCGUUAUCAGUUCUUCCCUGCGUUUUUCAGCCAUUGACGAUCUUUUGUGCCCCCUGGAUUAUUGUGCAUUACAG
Molecule: messenger RNA, 4928 nt
Organism: Dicrocoelium dendriticum
Lineage: Eukaryota; Metazoa; Platyhelminthes; Trematoda; Plagiorchiida; Dicrocoeliidae
Source: the annotation of a GenBank genome assembly